Miscanthus lutarioriparius is the source of this 2799-nucleotide messenger RNA. Lineage: Eukaryota; Viridiplantae; Streptophyta; Magnoliopsida; Poales; Poaceae. The record is from the annotation of a GenBank genome assembly.
AUGGAUAUCGUCCUUGCUUCUACGGCGGCGACAUGGCUGAUCAACAAGCUCCUGGACCGGCUCAGCGACUAUGCCAUCAAGAAGCUGCUGGGCUCCGAGGGCCUGGAAGCGGAGGCCAGCUCCCUCAGUUAUGCGCUGCAGCGAGCCAGGCUCGUCCUCGGCGCCGUACCCGCCGGUGCCGCCGCAGGGACGAAGAUUGGGAACGACCAGCUACUUCCGCAGAUCGACCGGGUGCAGCGGCUAGCCACCGAUUUGGCCAGGCACCUCGACGAGCUCGAGUACUACGACGUCAAGAAAAAGGUCAAGAAGAACCAGAAGAGCAGCAAUCCAUUAUCCAAAAUGAAUUUAUCCCUUACUGAAUCUGGGCAGUCAAAGCCGAAAUACAAUAGAACAGACAUAAAACAGAUUAGAGAUACUGUGGAACAUCUGCAUAGCAUUUGCAAUGAUGUUCACAAUGCUCUCUUGCUAGAUAAACUGGAUUCAAUUAAGAAAGCUGCUCAAGAUGCAAGUUCGGACAAACGUGAGACUGUGGAGAACUUUACCAAAAAUCCUAGAUAUGAGGUGAUCCCAGGGGAAGAAAUGAAAGAUAUUUUAAAACUAAUUAAUAGUGCUGCGUCGAGUGAUCAAGAACUUUUAGUUGUUCCAAUAGUUGGUGCUGGUGGUGUUGGGAAGACAACACUUGCUCAAUUGGUGUACGAAGAAGUAAAAGCACAAUUCGACAUGAUGUUCUGGAUCUAUGUAUCUGCUAACUUUGAUGAAGUUAAGCUUACACAAGAGAUUCUGGAACAAAUACCUGAAUGUGAGUUAAAAAAUACUAAGAAUCUCACUGUGCUUCAGCGUGGUAUCAACAAAUAUCUGACCAAAAGAUUUAUACUUGUGCUGGAUGACAUGUGGGAAGAGAGUGAGGGUCGUUGGGACAAGUUAUUGGCCCCGCUCAGAUCUACACAGGUUAAGGGUAACAUAAUCUUGGUAACUACUCGGAAAUUAUCGGUGGCUAGGAUAACUAGCAACAUAGAAGCACCCAUUAUCUUAGAUGGUAUGAAAGAAAAUGUAUUUUUUUCGUUCUUCAAAAGAUGCAUAUUUGGUGAUGGGGACUAUCAAGACCAAAGAAAGUUAAUGAGCAAAGGAGACCAAAGAAAGUUACUGAAUAUUGCUAAGACUAUAGCCACCAGAUUGAAAGGCAAUCCAUUAGCAGCAAAAAGUGUUGGUACACUUUUGAGGAGAAAUAUUGAUGAGGUUUAUUGGAGAAGAAUUCUAGAUAGUGAUGAGUGGAGGUUACAAGAAAGUAUUGAUGACAUUAUACCUGCACUAAAGCUCAGUUACAAUCAGCUUCCAUAUCGUCUUCAGCUACUCUUCAGUUACUGUGCAAUGUUUCCAAAGGGUUACAAUUUUGACAAAGGACAGUUGAUACGUACAUGGAUUGCUCUGGGAUUUGUCAUGAACGAGAGAAAGAAAUUGGAGGAUGAAGGAAGUGACUGUUUUGAAGAUUUGGUAGACCGAAGCUUCUUUCAGAGAUACGGAGAGUCACAGUAUUAUACUGUGCAUGAUUUAAUGCAUGAUGUUGCACAAGAAGUCUCCAUUAACAAAUGCCUUAUUAUUGAUGGAUCAGAUUUUCGAACAGUUCGGUCGUCCAUCUGUCACCUUAGCAUAUGGACUGAGCCGGUGUACAAUGAGCAGAGCAUAGAACGCAAUGAUGACUUUGAAGAGAAGUUAGAUGCUGUCCAGGAUAAUGUCUUGGGAAGCUUGGAGAGUUUAAUUCUCGCAGGUGUAUAUGAUGAGAACUAUUCUGCUAAGUUUGUGAAGACUCUUGAGCGAGCACGUUAUGUCCGGGUGCUCCAGUUAACAGCAAUGCCAUUCAAUUCUGACAUUUUACUAUCCAGUAUAAAAAGGUUAAUCCAUCUUCGCUACUUAGAGCUGAGGUGUACGUCGGAUAAGCCCAAAUCUUUGCCUGAGGCUAUAUGUAAGCUCUACCACCUACAAGUACUAGAUGUUCAAUAUUGGAGUGGUAUAAAUGAUUUGCCAAAGGAUAUGAGUAAUCUUGUGAAUCUACGCUAUCUGCUUGUUCCGGGGUCAGGAUCAUUGCACUCGAAGAUAUCAAGAGUUGGAGAACUUAAGUUUAUACAAGAACUGAAAGAAUUCCAGGUUCAAGAAGCCAAUGGCUUUGAGAUUUCACAGCUCGGGAACAUAAAUGAAAUCAGAGGAUCACUUAGUAUCCUCGGCCUUGAGACUGUCACAAAGAAGGGAGAUGCAACUCGUGCAAGGAUUAAAGAUAAAAAGCAUCUGAGGACACUUUUACUGACAUGGGGGAGUGCAAGCGGAAGUACUACUAGUGUCCAGAAAGAAGUGAUGGAGGGUCUUAAACCACAUGAAAAUCUUUCCCAUCUUCUUGUCUUCAAUUAUGCUGGUGCUACUCCAUCAUGGUUAGGAGACAAUUUCUCACUCAAAAAUUUAGAAAGCCUCCAUCUCCAGGAUUGUGCAGCAGUGAGGAUCCUACCACCAUUCGAGAAGAUGCCAUUCCUGAAGAAACUGUCCUUGGUUGGUCUGCCCUGUCUGAAAAAUCUCAGGAUUGACUUCAACUCUGCCGGUGAGGAGGAUGAGCUCGAGUUAACCGAAAUUGAAAUAUCCAAGUGUUCAGCUUUAACAUCCAUAAGACUACAUUCCUGCAAGGAGUUGACUAAGUUAAGCAUCAAUGAUUGUGAGGCACUAGCUUCCUUAGAGGGCUUGCCAUCUUCUGAACAACUGAAGCAGUAUGUUGUCCAUGGAUGCCCAAAACUUCCGUCAGGUUCCAUCCCAAACUGA